Panonychus citri (citrus red mite) is the source of this 1844-nucleotide messenger RNA. Its product is annotated as methionine aminopeptidase 2-like. NCBI's taxonomy places the organism in Eukaryota, Metazoa, Arthropoda, Arachnida, Trombidiformes, Tetranychidae. Gene Ontology annotation, molecular function: metalloaminopeptidase activity. The record is from RefSeq and is a predicted model, not a curated record. Gene Ontology annotation, biological process: proteolysis. The coding region runs from base 137 to 1444 and encodes 435 amino acids. The transcript has 7 exons.
CAAUUCCAAAUGAAAACAUCGACUGAAUAUCGAUGAUCAAUUGUAUCGAUAUUCGAAUUCGAUAGUAUCGAAAUUCUGUUUGCGGUAAAAGGAGUAACCGAAACAGAAACGGUUCUUGAAUAAGAAUAAGGUAAAAAUGGCGACAGUUACUGAAGAGAAUGUUACAAUUGAAACGGUUGAUGGACAAGAAGAGAACUUGGAUUUAUCAUCUGUUAACCUAAACGUUGCUGAAGAUGAACCAUGUGAUAGUAAUUCAACAACAGUGGUAAAGAAAAAAAAGAAAAAGAAAAAUAAACCCAAAAAAGGAGGUGAAGGUGGUGGAGAUAAAGGUGUUAAACAAACUGUUCCUCCUUCCAUUCCAAUCAGUCAAUUGUUUUCUAAUGAAGAUUAUCCCAUUGGUGAGAUAAUGGAUUAUCCCAAAGUGGAAAAUGACAAUCGCACAGCAUCCGAUCGAACAACAAAUGCUGAAAAGAAGGCUCUAGAUUCUGCCAACAUUGACAUGUACAAAGAAUUGAGACAAGCCGCUGAGGCUCAUAGACAAACCCGUAAAUACAUGCGAGACUUUAUUAAACCAGGAAUGAAGAUGAUAGAGAUAUGUGAAACAUUAGAAGAUAUCGCUCGAAAGCUGAUCAACGAAAAGGGUUUAGAAGCUGGACUUGCAUUUCCAACUGGAUGCUCAUUGAAUCAUUGUGCUGCUCAUUAUACCCCAAAUGGUGGUGAUAAUACAGUAUUUGAAUAUGAUGAUGUUUGUAAAAUUGACUUUGGAACACAUAUAAAUGGAAGAAUCAUCGAUUGUGCCUUCACUAUGACUUUUAAUGAUAAAUAUGAUAAACUAUUGGAAGCCGUUCGUGAAUCAACAAAUACAGGAAUCAAAGCUGCUGGAAUUGACGUCCGUCUAUGUGAUAUUGGUGAACAAAUUCAAGAAGUUAUGGAAUCAUAUGAAGUUGAACUUGAUGGUAAAACUUAUCCUGUUAAAGCAAUUCGUAAUCUGAAUGGUCACUCUAUUGGACCUUAUCGUAUUCAUGCCGGUAAAACGGUUCCAAUUGUAAAAGGAGGAGAUCAAACAAAAAUGGAGGAAGGUGAAGUCUAUGCCAUUGAGACUUUUGGUAGUACAGGUCGAGGUUACGUUCAUGAUGAUCAAGACUGUUCUCAUUAUAUGAAAAAUUUUGACGUUGGUCAUGUUCCAUUAAGGUCAGCUAAAUCCAAGCAAUUACUCAAUGUGAUCAAUCAAAAUUUCGGUACUCUAGCUUUCUGUCGUCGAUGGUUGGACAGGUUGGGUCAAAGUAAAUAUCUUCUUGCUCUCAACGAUUUAUGCCAAAAAGGAAUUGUCUCUCCGUAUCCUCCUCUUUUCGAUAUCAAGAAAAGUUAUACUGCCCAAUUUGAACAUACGAUCAUUUUAAGGCCAACUUGUAAAGAGGUUGUCAGUCGAGGUGAUGAUUAUUAGAUUGUUGAUGAAAAUUGACUUUGAAAAUUUCGACCUGUUCAUUAAAAGGAAAAGCUAAUUGGAUCAAAUCUCUCACACACUCUCUCUCUCAAUGAUUCUUAUAUUCUGGAAAUUUGUCUGCCCAGGAUAUUUUCUGAAACACCAAUUUGAAAACUAAAACACCAAAUUACUAAUCCAAUGUUGUCCUCCAAUUUUUACACUGAUUUAAUUUAAGAAAACAAAUUGUCUAAUUCAAAGUAAAUCAAACCUUUGAAUUGAGAUUAUUUUGAGACAACCCAACAAUCAAUUUGCUUGUUAAUGUUACGCAUUACAUUUCAGUCUAAUUUACCUUAAGAAAUUUUCUUUAAUUGAAUUAUAAUAUGAAAUAUAUUUGAUGAAAAUUCAAACUUUUGUCAACUAA